This is a messenger RNA of Trichoderma atroviride IMI 206040, 336 nucleotides long. NCBI's taxonomy places the organism in Eukaryota, Fungi, Ascomycota, Sordariomycetes, Hypocreales, Hypocreaceae. The record is from RefSeq and is a predicted model, not a curated record.
AUGACUCUUGCCGUGCGCGGCGUCGUCGAGCUAUUCCGUCUCGUGAACCGCCAGCACGAACUUCACCGGCAGAUUCUUGCCUUUUCUCUCUCUCACGACUGCACAUCGGUGCGGAUAUACGGCCAUUAUGCGGAAAUUAAAGGAAAAUUAACCACGUACUACCACCAUCCGAUACACAGCUAUCGAUUUGAAAAUGAGGAGGAAGAGGGGAAAUGGGCGGCACACCGGUUUGUGAAGAAUGUUUAUGAGAAAUGGGUGCCUGAUCACUACGAGAGGAUUUGCUCGGCUAUCAAUCAGCUGCCGCUAGUAUCUGAGUUUUUUGUUGAGUUAUGGUAG